Molecule: messenger RNA, 2076 nt
Organism: Gavia stellata (red-throated loon)
Lineage: Eukaryota; Metazoa; Chordata; Aves; Gaviiformes; Gaviidae
Gene: COPS7B
Product: COP9 signalosome subunit 7B
Exons: 7
Coding region: 49-843 (264 amino acids)
Biological process (GO): COP9 signalosome assembly
Cellular component (GO): COP9 signalosome
Source: RefSeq, a predicted model, not a curated record
CCGGGAGCCGCAGGGCGGGAGGCCAGGCGGAGAGAUUGAAAACCUAGAAUGGCAGGAGAACAGAAACCGUCCUGCAAUCUCCUAGAGCAGUUUAUUUUACUAGCCAAAGGUACAAGUGGCUCAGCUCUGACUACUCUUAUAAAUCAAGUGCUGGAGGCCCCUGGGGUUUAUGUCUUCGGAGAGCUAUUGGAGUUAACAAAUGUGCAAGAGCUUGCUGAAGGAUCUAAUGCUGCUUAUUUCCAGUUGCUGAACCUGUUUGCGUACGGAACAUACCCAGACUAUGUAGCAAACAAAGAUAACCUGCCUGAAUUAACAGUGACUCAGAAAAACAAGCUGAAACACUUGACGAUUGUAAGCCUGGCUUCCAGAAUGAAGUGCAUUCCCUAUUCUGUGUUGCUGAAGGACCUGGAUAUGAGGAAUCUGAGGGAGUUGGAAGAUCUGAUUAUUGAAGCGGUUUAUACAGAUAUUAUCCAGGGGAAGCUGGAUCAACGAAACCAGGUUCUAGAGGUGGAUUUUUGUAUUGGCAGAGAUAUUCAGAAGAAGGACAUCAGUAACAUUGUCAAAACACUCCAGGAAUGGUGUGAUGGUUGUGAAGCGGUUCUUUUAGGAAUUGAGCAGCAAGUACUUAGAGCCAACCAAUACAAAGAGAACCAUCACAGAACUCAGCAGCAGGUAGAGAUGGAGGUCACAAACAUAAAGAAAACAUUAAAAGCUACAGCCUCGUCGUCGGCACAGGAGAUGGAACAGCAGCUGGUAGAGCGAGAGUGCCCUCCACACACAGAGCAAAGGCAGCCCACAAAGAAGAUGUCCAAAGUCAAAGGGCUGGUCUCCAGCCGUCACUAGAACAUACCAUCUAAAUGUCAUUCAGCUAGGAAUGACAACAGGAGGAGCAAAAAAGGGCCUGCGUCUCCUUUUUCAGUGGGUUCUGGGCCAGUCCCUUCCAGGCUGGCAAAUAAAAGCCCUGUUUGAAUACAGCUCCCAGUUAGCAGCACCUGGCUAAGUUACACUGUGCAGCCCUUAUUAAUUUCCAGGGUGUCCCUGUUCUGGUCCUGUAAAGAGGGACUUCUAAAGAGAGGGACUAAGCAAAAGGGGCAGGAAAAAGAAAUAUCUGUGGACAGUUUUGCUCCCUCCCAGCCAGUCUCAUUGCUGCUUAACCUUGAGGAAGCUGCUGUACUAAAUCAGAUCUUGGGAGAACUUCUGUAGCAAGUGUCUGAAUCCCAGGGUUGAAGUGUGGCUACCAAAGCCAGGCUGGGAGCGAGGAAGCAUCAACACAGAUCUUUUCAUUCCCAAAGGGAGCACAGAAAGGUUUCUAGGCCAGGAACUGCUUUACAUGGAAGUCGUCAGCCUUUCCGCUACCCCAUCUAUUUUAAACUGGGGUGAAAUUCACACUACCUCGCUCUGUGAAGAUGAGAUCCAGUGCUGGGCUGUUUACUUAACUGUCUGUUUACUGCCCUUACUAAGCCCUUUAAUCUGUCACAGAUUUAAAGCACUGUUCUGCAUCUCUGAGGCAUGAAUACAAUAAGGAGGAAGCAGGCUGCUCUUCCAAGCCUUCCUUCUUGCAGGUGGCUAGGGGCGUACUAGAAACUGUUCCUUCUGAAGGUGACUUGACCUCCCAGAGCUGCUUGUGAGUUGUUUCCCCCAUUGACACCUUCAAAGGGUAAUGCAUUCGCUCUUCCUUGGAUGCUAGCGACAGAGGUCUGCAUGGGAGAAGAGUCCAUUUAGCAUCGUGGCAGGCUGGUGGCCCAGGACCCACUGGCAGGGGUCGCAGCAGCAUCCCCUUGCUGAAGCAAUGGACUUGACUAGUCUUUCUGAAUUUUGAACACUUUCAGGUUAUAUUUUUCUCCCUUUUUUUGUAUAUUGUUGUGAUUCUAAAGCAUUUCAGCCUUUGUUUUGUGGGGUUUUUUUAUUUGUUACAGACUAACUUCAGGUGAUUUGCACCUAGUUUGGCAAGGUGUGGGGUUUUUUUUUUAAGGGGGAGGAUGGGGUUGGCAUUGAAACAGCAAUUCACAAAAAGCACAUUUUAGAAAAAAAUUAAAAAUGCUGAUUUAAUGUCAGAGUGUGGAGUCUUGGCUUUGA